AUGUCAGCAGAAGCUAAAGGCCCAUGGCCCCACACAGUGACAUACCAAUCGAGAUGGUUGGAUAACGACCAAUACGGCCACCUCAACAAUUCAUCAUACUAUCUAAUCGCGGAUAGCAUCAUCAAUGCCUACCUUGUCAACUCUUGUGGGAUCCAGCCCUUCAUUCACCCUUCCUCAUCAUCACCACACUCCCCAACGACGUCCAACGUCUCGUCAUCUUUGUCUUCAACAGGAGAGAAAGACGUCAAAGACGUCGUUGGGCUGGUUAUCUCCAACUCAUGUCGAUAUUUCGCCGCGUGCUCUUUUCCCGCUCCACUAAAGGUUGGGUUGCGAGUGGUGAAACUUGGCAAAAGUUCAGUGACUUAUCAGGUCUCGAUCAGAGAAGAAAAGGCGGAGGAGACCGCAGCUUUGAUCACAUCCACACAUGUAUUUGUCGAUCGAGUCAGUAGACGGCCAGUGCCAAUGCCCCCGCCGUUGAAGGGUGGAUUGCAAAAGCUGCUGAUAGAACAGCAGGAGGAAACACGGUCUAAGCUUUGA
Ustilago hordei is the source of this 537-nucleotide messenger RNA. RefSeq lists its product as uncharacterized. The record is from RefSeq and is a predicted model, not a curated record. Bases 1 to 537 code for a protein of 178 amino acids. Gene Ontology annotation, cellular component: mitochondrion. Gene Ontology annotation, molecular function: fatty acyl-CoA hydrolase activity. The transcript is spliced from 2 exons. Lineage: Eukaryota; Fungi; Basidiomycota; Ustilaginomycetes; Ustilaginales; Ustilaginaceae.